Molecule: messenger RNA, 843 nt
Organism: Phytophthora infestans T30-4
Lineage: Eukaryota; Oomycota; Peronosporomycetes; Peronosporales; Peronosporaceae
Exons: 3
Coding region: 1-843 (280 amino acids)
Biological process (GO): DNA replication, Okazaki fragment processing
Molecular function (GO): DNA binding; 5'-flap endonuclease activity
Source: RefSeq, a predicted model, not a curated record
AUGAGCAACAGGCGCUCGCUUGCCACGGCUGGAGCAGUGGCGGAGGGGGCGACUACCGGUCGGAAGAAAAGUCUGCUGGUGGAUGGCAACAACGCACUCUACCAUUUCUACGAUCCGCUGUCCAACGUCGAACAAAACGGAGUCAAGACUGAAGCAGUGGAUGGUCUUCUGCGACUUUUACGACGGAUGGACAAGACGCACGAACCCGAACACAUUUCCGUAGUGUUCGACUCGAAACAGCGCCCUACCACCAGAAGAGUCAUGCAGCCAGUCUACAAAACGGACCGAGCUCCGAUGCCACAGUCGCUAGCGCCACAGUUUACAUAUGCGCAAGAAGUUCUGAGCCGGGCCAAUGUGAACUGCAUUGAGCGCCCGGGGAUGGAGGCCGAUGACAUCAUCGCCUCGUACUCGGUGCAGUACACGGUCGCUGGCUACGACGUGCUGUUAAUAUCCAACGACAAUGACUUCCUGCAGCUCGUCCAUGGCGGCGUCAACAUCUACCAACCAUCUAAACGCCGAUACAUCCGCGAGCGAAACGUGCGUGGAAGAUUUGGCUUGCACCCCAAGUUACUACCAGACUUUCACGCGCUGUGCGGUCAUCACUGGAAAAGGCUCCCCAGAGUGGACAGCUUGACCGACGAGUUGGCAGUUCAGUUGCUCACUCAGUAUGGCGGUCUUUAUCCUUUGUUACGCCAACUGGACACACUCGUUGACCCCGUCUUGUGCAAGACGUUGAAGCAGUGCAUCACUUCUGUCGAAUCCUCCUACCGUAUUGUUAAGCUUGUCGACACAGUCGAGUUGCCUGUAGCCAUCGAGGAUCUCCGUCGGCCCCAGCUGAAUUAG